Molecule: messenger RNA, 985 nt
Organism: Bombus pyrosoma
Lineage: Eukaryota; Metazoa; Arthropoda; Insecta; Hymenoptera; Apidae
Gene: Sec61beta
Product: protein transport protein Sec61 subunit beta
Exons: 3
Coding region: 260-547 (95 amino acids)
Biological process (GO): intracellular protein transport
Cellular component (GO): Sec61 translocon complex
Source: RefSeq, a predicted model, not a curated record
ACUGUGCUUUAUGCUAGCAGUAAACGUUUAAAACUAAUUGGUAGAAGGUUGGCUUUGCACGAUACGAUAUUACCAAGUGACUUUAUUCCAAUAUUCUCUUAAUGUUGUUCACAAUAAGAUAACGAAACGUAUCUUAAAAAAGUGAAGUGAAUCCACAUAUUAAUUCGUUGUGAGUUUAAACAAAAUUUUAAAUUAUAAAACAAACUUUUCCUUAUUUGGUACUUACUGACGAACAAGCGUCAAGGAAAUAUAAUAAACAAUGCCUGCUGCAGCUAGUGCUACUUCAGUUGGAGCCGCGGGCCGAUCGCCAAGCAAAGCUAUAGUACCUAGAACAGGUGGUGGUGGUACAGUUAGACAAAGGAAAACUGCGACAACUACUUCAACCAGGAGUAGAAACACAGGAGCUGGUUCUGAUGGCAUGUGGAGGUUUUAUACCGAUGACUCUCCUGGCAUCAAAGUAGGACCAGUACCCGUGCUUGUUAUGUCUCUUCUCUUCAUUGCAUCUGUCUUCAUGCUUCACAUCUGGGGCAAAUAUACUAGAUCUUAAGAUCUAAAAUAGGUAUUAGCUUAAGAAAAAAAUGAAGCAAUUGGAACGAAUUGUGCAGUGCAGCUGUUGAAAUGAAUUAAAAAGAAGUUGAGGAUAUUGUAAAAACGGAAGAUCAAUACGAUUCAAGAAAACAUGCUACAUUUUUAAUAUUAUUUUCCAAUUCAUUUAAGAGAACCAGACCACUGCAAGUUAUAAAUUAUUACAUUUCCAUACACCAUGGAUCUCUAUACUUUUUUAUCGCGAAAGAAGACCAAAAUUUAACGCGCGAUCAUGAAACACUUAUUAUAAUCAUUUAUCUUCAUCAAACUGAAUUUUAUAACAUUUAUAAGAAGAUACGCAUUGAGAAGCGUUAUCUUAUCUAAGAUAUGGUUAUUGUUUGUAAAGUUACUAUUAUAAUAAUAUAAUGUACAAUACUAAAAUAAAUUAUUCUUAAUUCGA